This is a messenger RNA of Hydatigera taeniaeformis, 330 nucleotides long. Lineage: Eukaryota; Metazoa; Platyhelminthes; Cestoda; Cyclophyllidea; Taeniidae. The record is from the annotation of a GenBank genome assembly.
GGAAAGAGGCGGGAAAAGCGGUUCGAGGAGUCCAGUUCGCGAAGUUAUUCCAGAUUUUUGUUACCACAUAUUUUUAACCUUAUUAACAGCAAUAUUGGCGUCGGGCUCCUUGCAAUGCCAUUUUGUUUUCACGAAUGCGGGAUUGUAUUAAUGAUCAUAACUCUUUUGCUCAUGACUAUAGCAACAUAUUAUUCUUGCUUACUGAUAAUCAAUUCAACUACCUAUUUUCGAUGCGACUCCCUCGAGCGCGCAGGUUUGUACUAUUUGAUUCCUGAUAAUGAGCUUUUUAGCAUACAAGUCUCACGGCACCAUCGGGAAACGAUUGGUUGA